Ostrea edulis (European flat oyster) is the source of this 1527-nucleotide messenger RNA. RefSeq lists its product as uncharacterized. Lineage: Eukaryota; Metazoa; Mollusca; Bivalvia; Ostreida; Ostreidae. The coding region runs from base 250 to 1203 and encodes 317 amino acids. The record is from RefSeq and is a predicted model, not a curated record. The transcript is spliced from 4 exons.
UUGGGGGUUUGUAAAUAUUCAUCUAGUAAAGGAUUAUACGUUGACAACAAUCUGUAUAUAUAAACUCGCGUGUAUAUUUAAACACUCACGUGUGUUUGAUAUCACAACAUAAACACAUAAAGGAGAUACUAUCGGCUCUAGAGAAAUGAAAUAUAUGACGCCGAAAAGUUUAGCGAUGUACUGGAGAUUGUUUUAUUUAUAGCUGUGGUUUGUGUUGAAGGAUUUCUAUUCUUGUGGAGCGAGGUUACCAUGGUAAUAAUCAUCUGUCAGAUAUUACUGUGUGUAAUAUACACCACAGCGUAUGAAAAUUUAGCACUACGGAGGCCAGCAUGGCAGCAACAUAAUUAUUCUGGUAGAGAAAUGCAAUGGGGAGCAGCGAAGGCUGUGGACGGACUGUACACUGACCGCUCAGCAGGAGGAAAUCAAUGCACUCAAUCUAAUAAUAGACAAACAACAGCGACGUGGAGAGUGGACCUGGAGAGUGUGGUCAGCAUCAGCCACAUUGACUUCUACUACAGGACGGACAAUCUUCCGAUUCCUAGUGUAUACACUACGCGUUUUGCUGGAUUUUACCUCUACGUAUCCAACACCACGUCAAAGGAUGACGGCCAUCUUUGUUUCCAUGAGAUACAGACUGUGGACGGUACACCAAUAGAGAACCAGACAAUAAGCUGUUCUGUUCAUGGACGAUAUGUCAUAUACUACAACGAACGGAAGCCGGGUGUUAACUAUCCUAGUUACUACUCACAAUAUGCAUUUAAUGAACUGUGUGAAGUGGAAGUUAAUGGAUGCCCUGACCCAAGAUAUUAUGGAGUUAAUUGCAAUCAACCCUGUCCUGACGGAUGUCAAGAGAAAAGGUGUGACGUCAUUACGAGUCAAUGUCUGGGGUGUAUACCGGGAUAUCAAGGUCCUCGCUGUAGUCAAGGUAAACAUACACAAACAGGUAUCGUGAGUUUAUCCUAUGUUAUCAGGUAUAUCGUGUAUCGUGUUUGCGUAUACCAGGUAUAUCGUGUUUUGCGUAUAUUAGGUAUAUCGUGUAUCGUCUUUUGCGUGUAUCAGGUUUUCCUUUUAUCGUCAAAAUCGUUUAGUGCAUACAUUCGAAAACUACCGGGGUCGUAUAUUGAAUAUAAUGAAAAAAGAGUUUUAUUCGUGUUGUUAAAGAUGUUAUUUUUAGGAAUUGUGGAAACUGUCUUUGGAUUCUAAUUCUAGUUCACUUAAUGCAUUGUUUUUAUUCGUGUUGUUGUUCGCUUAAUGUUAAGCGGUUACUAACUUGUUUCGAAAUAAAUAUAUAUUUUCGAUGCGUAAAAAGUUCAUCUUGUGACUAUUCUCCCUGUAAUUAGUAGAUUUUUAAAAGACAUUUCUGGUAAAAGUACAGCACAAGAAACAUUCUAAAUUACAAAAUACCGUCAAAUAUAUUACAAAAAUUCAUGUAUAUACAAGCCCUGAUAAAUGAGUGGAAUUCAGAUGGUGUUGGAAUCAAAUGAAGUGGAUUUUGGGGGAUUUGUAUGAAUAUAUUUAAGAAAAAAG